CGAAGCCAAACGUUCUGCCUUGUUUCCAUCUGAUUCUUUGACAUUGAAGCUUAAGAUAGCCGUAAAUUUUCUUGGAUGCUGUGCUCUUAUUUAACCCAGCCUCACAUACAGUACAACAGCUCUCUCAAGAAUCCCACGGGACUGGGUCCGACCCUUCUAGCAUGUAAAAUGAUAUCCCUCAACCCGCGCAUCGCAGCGAUUCAGACCAUGGCCUUCAACAACAAACUCCUCCUCGGCGCAGUCCCACUCGUCGCCGCGCCAGCCCUCUACUUCACCUACCUCACCUACCUGAACCGCACCCUCUCCCGCAAAGUCUCCUGCCUCACAACGCCCUACCUACAAGAUGCGACCCUCCCAGUCCCUCCUUCGGUGAAGACAAAGUCAACUCCAGACAUCCUCGUCCAUCACGAAAAAGCGCAAAAGUCCAUUCCUUCCGCAAACCUCAAGCAAUGUCCGCGCUCCGAGGUGCAAACCCGCUUCCUGCGACACACAAUGUCCAUGUUCGCCAAAUCGGCGGCGGCGUGGAGUAUCUGGUUCCUCCUCAAGGAUCCCAAGGACCGCUGCACGUUUGACAAGAGUUACAUCCGCGCAUUGGAUUUCGCGCCUGGCGAUCGCGUCUGCGGCGUCUACGUCGUGGAUAGCAGAGACAAGUCGCGCGUGGUGUUGAGGUUGGAUGCGCCGGCGAGUUACAAGGGGCCUGCUGUGGAGGGGUUGUUGGUGGCGGAGAUUCGGGAGGAGGGUGCCGAGAUGGUGUUUGUGAAUCAUACGGUUUUGUGGAGGAGGAACGGCGAGGGGAAACCGAAUGUGUUGGAGAGUGCGAUGGGGAGGUGGGUGCAUGGGGUUAUGGUUCGGAAGUUGGUGGAGAGUGGGGUGGGGAGAGUGGUCGAGGAGGUGGGAGGGAAGAAGGGUGUGUGAGGUGGUGAGGGUGUUUCCAUAAUUGGGGAUUUGGAAGACUGGAGAUGGCUGUUUCGACAGCGGACGGGAGCUUCAGACGUUGGUGAUGGGCGUUGCGACUAAUUUUGGCUGCUAUAGAGAGGUUGGAGUGGGAGGGAGUAUUUUCUCCUUGUAAUGCUGCCGAUGGGUUGGUAUAUAUGUUUUGGACAGGAUAGGAUGGAAUAUCUCCUCUCUGGCAUAGGCUCAGAAUAAGGCGCAUAAACACGUGGCCAGGCGAUGAAUUCCCGCACCUGCACGAGGUCCCGAUGAGGUCGCACCUGCUUCAUCCAGAGAGCAAUGUUGUGCUGGAAGUGGCAAUGGUGCCUAGGCGAU
This is a messenger RNA of Westerdykella ornata, 1266 nucleotides long. RefSeq lists its product as uncharacterized. The record is from RefSeq and is a predicted model, not a curated record. The coding region runs from base 208 to 915 and encodes 235 amino acids. Lineage: Eukaryota; Fungi; Ascomycota; Dothideomycetes; Pleosporales; Sporormiaceae. The transcript has a single exon.